Pyricularia pennisetigena is the source of this 1965-nucleotide messenger RNA. RefSeq lists its product as uncharacterized. The record is from RefSeq and is a predicted model, not a curated record. The transcript has a single exon. Bases 1 to 1965 code for a protein of 654 amino acids. Lineage: Eukaryota; Fungi; Ascomycota; Sordariomycetes; Magnaporthales; Pyriculariaceae.
AUGCGCUCCGCCAUCAUCCUCGCCGGCACUGCCGCGCUCGUGGCUGCCCACCCCCAGGGCAGCGGCACCUGCGACGCCGACAACUGCUACCGCGAUGUCAUCAACCCCAAGCACGGUGAGGGCGUCGCCGCCAGCCUGUGCCAGAACCUGCUGGGUCCCAACCCCUCGGGGCUCCCCGCCGUCUGGAUAGACGCCUGCCAGGCUGACGGCAAGCGCAUCUCCUCGGCCUGCUCUUGCGUUCUGCACUCGGCCACCAAGACCGCCUCGGCCACCUCGGCGGCCGUGACCCUGCCCCCGGUCUCUGCGACCGUCACCAGCGCCAGCGUCAAGCCCACCACCACCGCCGCCCCUGGUGAGGACGACGACGACGAGGACUGCGAUGAGGACGAGCCCGAGACCUCGGCUGCCGCGUCUGCUUCGACCACCGGCCCCGCCGCGACUGGUCCCGCCGUCACUGGCCCCGCCGUCUCGACCAAGACCAGCUCGGGCGCUGUCCCUACCGCCACUGGCGACGAUGAUGAGGACUGCGAGGACGAGUCUAGCACCUCGGCCGUUGCUUCGUCCACCAAGGCCACCUCUGCCACCUCGGUCAUCAUCUCUCUGACCACGGCCACCGGCCCUGUUGUCACUGGCCCGGCCGGCACCGGCUUCCUCAACUCGACCCGCACUGGCCCUGCAGCUACCGGCCCUGCUGGUACUGGCUUCCUCAACACUACGACCAGCACCCGCGCCGCAAGCACUGGCCCUGCACCCACUGGCCCUGCCGGCACUGGCUUCCUCAACACGACGACCAGCACCCGCGCCGCAGGCACUGGCCCGGCCACCACUGGCUUCGCCAACUCGACCCUCAGCAUCUCGCGUCCCCCGGUCCCCGCCACGACCUCCUCGGUCCGUCUGACCACCUCGACCGUCUACACCACCGACAUCCGCACCGUGACCGCCUGCCCUCCCACCGUCACCAACUGCCCCGUCAAGGACAAGACCGUCACCGUCGUGACCUCGGUCGUCCCGGUGUACACCACCAUCUGCCCCGUCACCGAGACCGGCCCUGCCCCGACCGGUCCCGCCGGCGGCAACGUCCCCGUUCCCACCGGCCCUGCUGGCAGCGCCAAGCCCUCGGGCUCUGCCGGCGGCAACGGCCCAGUUCCUUCUGGUCCCGCCGGUGGCGCUCAUCCUUCUGGCGCCCAGAGCUCUGGUCCCGCUGGCGGUAACGUCCCCGUCCCCACCGGCCCUGCUGGCAGCGCUAAGCCCUCAGGCUCUGCCGGCGGCAACGUCCCCGUCCCUACCGGCCCUGCCGGCGGCGCCCAGAGCUCUGGUCCUGCCGGCGGUAACGGCCCCGUGCCCACCGGUCCUGCCGGCGGCAACAGUCCCUCGGGCACUCCCUCGGGCGGCCUGACCAGCGCCUCCGGCACCACCACCGCCACGUCGACCCUGUACACCACCAAGACCCGCACCCUGACGAAGUGCAAGGCCGGGUCGGCCAACUGCCCUCCCGAGGACCAGACCACGUCGCUCGUGACCGAGACCUAUGCCGUCUCGACCACCGCCGUGAUCGCUAAGCCCACCACCGGUGUGCCGGUCGUCUCCAAGCCUCCGUACGCCGGCGGCAACGGCACCUUCCCCUCGGGCACCGGCUCCGUCGUCAAGCCCACGCCCGUCCCGGUCCCCACCAACUCGCUCGUCAAGCCGGCCCCCGUCCCGGUCGGCACCCCCUCGGCUGCCAUCCCCAAGCCCAUCAACAACGCUGCGCCCUCGGCUAGCAUCCCCAAGCCCAACCCCGCGGCCAACAACGGCACCGUCCCCGCCACCUCGGCCAAGCCCUCCACCGUGCCGUCGUCGCCCGCCAGCCAGCCCCCGGCAGGCACCUCGCCCCCGGUUCCUGUCGCCACGGCCGGUGCCAGCCACGUCGCCGGUGCCGGCUUCGGCAUGGCUGUCGCUGCCGCCUUUGCCGUCUUCUUCCUGUAA